AAGAAGAGAGAAGUCCAUCUCCCUCAAGGAGCAUCGGCUGCUGGCGCUGCAGUCCAUAGGAGUCUCAGAUUCCCAUCUCGUCGUCUUAUCCCUCCACUCCGCUCCACACAAUCUUCUUCUUCCUCCUCUCCUCUGUUUAUAUACAACUCCUUCCCUCCCCCAUUCGCCCGCUUCUGCAUCCCGACCAGACGUCGAGUCGAGCAUUAACUCAGUCAGGGUGGCCAUGGCGCUCAAGGUCGUCUCUUUCCCCGGGGACUUGGCCGCGGUCUCAUUCCUCGACUCCAACAGAGGAGGAGCUUUCAACCAGCUCAAAGUGGACCUCCCGUUUCAAACGAGGGACAGAAGAGCAGUUUCCCUGAGAAGGACUUGCUGUUCAAUGCAACAGGCUCCACCACCAGCAUGGCCUGGUCGAGCCGUUGUUGAACCUGGGAGGAGGUCAUGGGAUGGCCCCAAGCCUAUCUCAAUUGUUGGCUCAACCGGUUCUAUUGGCACACAGACAUUGGACAUAGUUGCGGAGAAUCCAGAUAAAUUCCGGGUUGUUGCUCUUGCUGCUGGCUCCAAUGUGACUCUUCUAGCUGAUCAGGUGAAAACAUUCAAACCAAAGCUUGUUGCUGUAAGAAAUGAGUCAUUAGUUGAUGAGCUAAAGGAAGCCUUAGCUGAUUGUGAUUGGAAGCCAGAAAUUAUUCCUGGUGAGCAAGGUGUCAUAGAGGUUGCUCGCCACCCAGAUGCAGUUACAGUUGUUACUGGGAUAGUAGGGUGUGCAGGACUGAAGCCUACAGUUGCUGCAAUUGAAGCUGGGAAAGAUAUAGCAUUGGCGAACAAAGAGACACUUAUUGCAGGUGGUCCUUUUGUGCUUCCCCUUGCACAAAAGCACAAAGUGAAAAUACUUCCUGCUGAUUCUGAGCACUCUGCUAUAUUUCAGUGUAUACAAGGCUUGCCCGAAGGAGCACUUCGCCGCAUUAUUUUGACUGCAUCAGGUGGUGCUUUCAGGGACUGGCCAGUUGACAAGUUGAAAGAAGUAAAAGUUGCUGAUGCUUUAAAGCACCCGAACUGGAAUAUGGGGAAGAAGAUUACUGUAGAUUCUGCUACAUUAUUCAACAAGGGUUUAGAAGUUAUUGAAGCACAUUAUUUAUUUGGUGCUGAAUACGAUGACAUUGAAAUUGUGAUCCACCCACAAUCUAUCAUACACUCUAUGAUUGAAACCCAGGAUUCAUCUGUGUUGGCUCAACUGGGAUGGCCAGAUAUGCGGAUACCAAUCUUAUACACCAUGUCUUGGCCAGACAGAAUCUAUUGCUCAGAGGUCACCUGGCCCCGACUAGAUCUUUGCAAGCUGGGUUCACUGACAUUCAAAGCUCCUGACAAUGUGAAAUACCCGUCGAUGGAUCUCGCCUAUGCAGCUGGAAGAGCUGGGGGCACCAUGACAGGAGUUCUGAGUGCUGCUAAUGAGAAGGCUGUGGAGUUGUUCAUCGAUGAAAAGAUCGGGUACCUGGACAUCUUCAAGGUGGUGGAGCUGACAUGCGACGCUCAUCGGAAUGAGCUAGUAACAAGGCCAUCACUGGAGGAGAUCAUACAUUAUGAUCUGUGGGCGAGGGAGUAUGCUGCCAGCCUACAGCCAUCCACUGGCCUCAGCCCUGUACCUGUCUAGUACUUGUAGCAAUACAAAAUUACAGUAGCAUUGUACACUACUGCCGUGCCAGCUCCAUGCAUAGUCAGCAGCUGGCCACUCUCUAGCUAUAUCUAGAUGCGAGAGAAUUUUAAGGAUGUAAAUCAUGCCUUCACAUGAAUAAAUCGUUCGUCCGUGCGUUGUGUAUUCAUGUAAAUUUUGACGGAUGGUCAAGUAAAAAUAACAAUGGCAAAUUAAUUUAGGGAAGAAUCAAAUAUGUUUGCGUUC
Messenger RNA from Oryza sativa Japonica Group (Japanese rice), 1891 nucleotides. Lineage: Eukaryota; Viridiplantae; Streptophyta; Magnoliopsida; Poales; Poaceae. The record is from RefSeq and is a predicted model, not a curated record.